AAACCUCUGGGAUAAUAUUGUUGUUAAAGAGGAGGCUGGUGUGAUGGAGCAACGUUCUGAAGGACACAAGGAUCCCUACAAGGACAUUAAGAUGAAGUCACCUAAUAACAGAAACGCAUCACAGAAAUGCACCCCUCCUCUGUAUUCCCGGGACCCCACACAGGAAGGUCACACCAUCCCCCACCAUCAUCAGGGUGAAGAUCUGAUGAACAUGAAAGUUGAGGGUGAAGUAGAAGAGACGUAUGUGAGGGAUGAUCAGCAAUAUAUGGAGGAGGCUGGAAUGAUGAGGACAUUCAAAGAGGAGGACACUCCUACAGAGAUCAGCACAGGACACGCCAUCGGGAAACCCUCAAAGGCUCGUAUCACUUUAUCUCCAGUUUGUAUAAUGGAAGGUGUGGACAUCAUAAGAGAUUGUGCAGGAGAGAAGACAAUGAGCUCAGCUAUGGAUGGAGGACUUCACAGUGUGGAGAGACCAUCAAAUCCCUCUGACUCUGAGCAACCUCGUACUGUGAGGGAUGGUGCCGGAAUUCAGGGAAAGGAGAAAUUUUCCUGUCCUGAAUGUGGGAAACGUUUUAACUCUGAAUUAAAUCUUGCUAUACAUCAGAGAUCUCCCACCUGUGGAAUGCUUCAUCCCUGUUCUGAGUGCGGGAAAUGUUUUACAAAGAAAUCAAAUCUUGUUAGACAUCAAAGAUCUCACACCGGGGAGAAGCCGUAUUUUUGCACUGAGUGUGGGAAAUGUUUUGCACAGAAAUCACAUUUUGUUUUACAUCAGAGGAUUCAUACAGGGGAGAAGCCGUAUUUUUGCACCGAGUGUGGGAAAUGUUUUGCACAGAAAUCACAUUUUGUUUCACAUCAGAGGAUUCAUACAGGGGAGAAGCCGUAUUCCUGUCCUGAGUGCGGGAAAUGUUUUUCAGGGAAAUCGGAGCUUGCUAAACAUCAGAGAUUGCACACAGGGGAGAAGCCGUAUUCUUGCCCUGAAAGACCGUUCUUGUCAGACCAACCUGUUAUUGUUCUAUGUGGAUGGAAGUGAGAAAUUGGAUGGUGGAAGUCCAGUGGAUGUACUGUAGUCUAUCUAGAUUUUGUACCUCAUAAAUGUUUAGUCUAUGAAGUUCUGUUGCAUGGUUACAUGAACGGGUUCAGAGAGUAGUGAUAAAUGCCUCAUCCUCUGAGGCCGCGUACACAAGGUCAGACAAAACCGAUGAGAAUGGACCGAGGUUCAGUUUCAUCGGUCCAAACCG
Rana temporaria (common frog) is the source of this 1238-nucleotide messenger RNA. Its product is annotated as zinc finger protein 260-like. Gene Ontology annotation, molecular function: RNA polymerase II cis-regulatory region sequence-specific DNA binding; DNA-binding transcription factor activity, RNA polymerase II-specific. The record is from RefSeq and is a predicted model, not a curated record. Bases 44 to 1030 code for a protein of 328 amino acids. Gene Ontology annotation, biological process: regulation of transcription by RNA polymerase II; central nervous system development. The transcript is spliced from 3 exons. Lineage: Eukaryota; Metazoa; Chordata; Amphibia; Anura; Ranidae. Gene Ontology annotation, cellular component: nucleus.